Anopheles marshallii is the source of this 927-nucleotide messenger RNA. RefSeq lists its product as uncharacterized. Lineage: Eukaryota; Metazoa; Arthropoda; Insecta; Diptera; Culicidae. Gene Ontology annotation, molecular function: nucleic acid binding. The transcript is spliced from 3 exons. Gene Ontology annotation, biological process: DNA integration. The record is from RefSeq and is a predicted model, not a curated record. Bases 1 to 927 code for a protein of 308 amino acids.
AUGCAACAGUAUCACGAGAGAUACAAAUACGGGAACCACAGCACUGUGCUAGGAGCGCUGAGAGCAACCUACUACAUUCCAAAGCUACUGGGAGAAUACCGGCGGAUAAGGAAGAAAUGCCAAAAAUGCAAAGUGGACAACGCGCUACCGGAAACGCCUCUAAUAGGGAUCGACUACUUCGGACCGUUUCUAGUAGCUGUAGGACGUAGAGUAGAGAAGCGGUGGGGAGCAAUAUUUACCUGCCUCACCACUAGAGCGGUCCACUUGGAAGUAGCGGCAUCCCUGAACACCGCCUCAUGCAUCUUGGCGAUACGGCGGUUCAUCGCGAGACGAGGGACGCCUCACGACAUGAUUAGCGACCGAGGCACUAACUUUGCCGGAGCCUCGCGCGAGCUGGAUGAAGCGCUACAGGAACUUGACCACGACGCGUUGAUGAAAGAGUUUUGCGGACCGCGAUUGAAGUGGACCUUCAACCCACCAGGGGCACCACACUUCGGCGGCUGCUGGGAACGCAUGGUGCGCUCCGUGAAGAAGAUCCUGAACCAGUGUGUGUUCCCUAGACGCCCUACGGAUGAAAUACUAAUGUCAGCCUUUACCGAAAUCGAGUUCAUUUUGAACUCUCGACCGCUCACAUACGUACCAUUAGAAGAUGAACUGGCUGAACCCAUAACACCGAACCUUCUACUACUUGGAAGUUCGGAUGGAAGCAAACCACCGGCUAAGUUUUGCGACAAUCCUGUUGCAAUAAAAUCCGCCUGGAGGAUGGCGCAACAUGCCGCGGAUCUAUUUUGGAAGCGGUGGGUAGCUGAGUACUUAGCUACUCUUACGCGUCGAACCAAGUGGUUCCGACCUGUACGGCCCCUUAAAGAACUGCUGGCCGAAAGGACGCGUAGUGGCGACAAUAGUAGCGAAGGACGGUCAGGUUAG